AUGUCCGCUGAUUCUUCAACUGCUUCUAAAUCAACUACCAACAAUAAUUCAACUCAAAGAAAAUUUAUUAAACGUCCUGAUGAUAAGGUUUUAAAACAAGAAUUAGAAUCAUUAAAAAAUGAUAUUAAAAAAUUAGAUUUACAAAAUAAUGAAUUAAAUGAUCAAAUUUCAAAACAUCAAAUUGAUCAAAAAAUAAUGGAUGAAAGAAAUGAAUUAACAAAUCAAUUAAAAGCAUUAAUUUCCAAACAGUCAUCAUCAAAAAAUGAAAGAAAUGCUAUUAAUGAACAAAUUAAAACAAUUGAUAAUUCAAUGAAGAAAAAAAUUGCUGAAAUUCAACAACAAACUUCAAAAAAUAAUUUUAAAUCAGUUGGAGAAAUUGAUCAAAGAAUUUCAAAUUUAGAUCAAUUAAUUGAUGCAGGAAAUUUAAAAUUAGCUGAUGAAAGAAGAUAUGUUAAAGAAAUGAGUUCAUUAAGAAAAUUAAAAAAAGAUUUUGGUUCAAUUGAAAAAAUUCAAUUAUCAAUUGAUUCAGAUAAACAAAAAAUUUCAGAUUUAAAAAAGAAAAUUAGUGGAACUCAAAAUAAAGAAUUAAAUACUCAAUUUGAUACUAUCCAAAAGAAAUUAGAUGAAAUUAAUGAAUCAAAUAAAGUUAUCAUCACCAAAAGAAAUAAAUUAUAUGAUCAAAGAUCAGAAAUUAAAAAACAAAAAGAUUCAAAAUAUGAUGAAAUUAGAAAAUUAAAAUCUGAAUUUGAUGCAAAAUUUGCCAACUUUAAAAAAUUAAUGGCUGAAGAAAAAACUAAAAGAGAUGAAGAAUAUAAGUCAAAAAUUCAAGAAGAAAAACAAGCAAAAUUGAAAGCAAUUGCUGAAAAGGAAUUAUCUGAAGCUUCUGUCCCAGCUUUUACUCAAGAAAUUAAUUCAAUUCACAAUUUAUUAUCUUACUUUGAUCCUUCUUAUGUUAAACCAGCUGCUAAAACUACUUCAUCAACAAAUGGUAAAGUCCCAUCAACUACUAGAGCCGCAAGAACAGUUGAAUUUCCAGAAGAAUACGUAGUUGUUAAAAAGGAACAAGAAGAUUUCUUUAGUGGAUCAAAAAAGAAAGGUGGUAAAUUCAAUAAAAAAUCAUCAUCAACUACAACUCCUCCAACUUCAAAAUCAAAAAAUUUCUCAGUUGCCCCAGAUAUUGUUGUUGCUUUAAGUGAUUUAACUAUCCCAUUCCCAUUAAAAGAAGAUGAUGUUCCACAAACAAUCACCACCUUGAAAGAAACUUUAUCAGCAUUAGAAGAAAAACAAGAAGAACAAACUAAAGUAAAUAUUGAAAGAGCAAAAGCUAAAAUUGCAAAAUUAGAAGCUGAAGGUUUAAAAGAUGAUGAUGAAGAAGAAGAAGAAGUUGAAGAAGAUUCAGAAGUAGUUGAAGAAGCUUAA
This is a messenger RNA of Lodderomyces jiufengensis, 1419 nucleotides long. It is a transcript of the gene BFR1, whose product is annotated as Bfr1p. Gene Ontology annotation, molecular function: mRNA binding. The transcript has a single exon. Gene Ontology annotation, cellular component: endoplasmic reticulum; nuclear outer membrane-endoplasmic reticulum membrane network; ribonucleoprotein complex. The record is from RefSeq and is a predicted model, not a curated record. Bases 1 to 1419 code for a protein of 472 amino acids. Lineage: Eukaryota; Fungi; Ascomycota; Pichiomycetes; Serinales; Debaryomycetaceae. Gene Ontology annotation, biological process: intracellular mRNA localization.